This is a messenger RNA of Diachasma alloeum, 906 nucleotides long. RefSeq lists its product as uncharacterized. The transcript is spliced from 5 exons. NCBI's taxonomy places the organism in Eukaryota, Metazoa, Arthropoda, Insecta, Hymenoptera, Braconidae. The annotation marks the transcript as partial. The record is from RefSeq and is a predicted model, not a curated record.
UCUAUCGCUGUAGGAUUUGGCUAUUAUCGAGGAGCCAAAGCUAUCCUUUACCAAGCAAUCUUGUUACGACUUUUGCAAUUGGCACCAGGGCUCAAGGAUGUGGAGUUGAUCAUAUCUGACUUUGAAAAGGCGGCCCUCAAAGCUUUCCGAUUGGUUUUCCCUCGAGCCAGGAUACAAGGUUGCUGGUUUCAUUUCAUCAAAGCCAUGUCAGGUGACUGGAAAAAGCUAAGUCUCCAAAAUGCUCCAUCUGAACCAAAACUCAUAGCACAUUCCCUGGCACUAUUACCACCCCAUCUCAUACCUCUUGGAGUUCAAAUUGUGAAAGACGUAUGUGCUUUAUACAAUGGAAUUUUCCCGAAGCUCAACGUAUGGUCUAAUUAUAUCCAAAACGAAUGGGGAGGAAAACCAGAAGUGGUGUCAGUGUUUGGUUCGUGCAUUAGAACCAACAAUGAUUCAGAAGCAUUCAAUCGCCACUUCACUGCUAGAGCUGGUGAUCGGCACCCACGAGUUUAUGCAUUUAUUCGAAAUCUGCAAGAUGUGAUUCAAAAUGAGGUGAUUAAUCUGCAACAUUUAGAAGGAAAUAUCCCUGUCGUUAAAGUAAAAAACCUGGAGGAAAUGUUCAAUAAAAAUAUGAAUAUCAUCAAAGCCCAGCAGAGUCUCUCGUCAACCAGGCCCAGUCCACAAGGUGUAUAUAAUUUCAUGAAGCAGCUUCUACCUCCACAGUUAUCGAAAAUAAUUGAUGAGGAAAGAUUGAAAUUAUCGCAGGGAAAUGUGACAAAGACAACCUUCAUGAAGAAGUCAAAGAAGAGGACUGCUGUAAAAUCUUCUGUCGAGGAGGAGGAGGAGGAGGAAUAUGGAUGCAAAGCGUUUUUAUUUCUAUCAAGCAAAUAUCAGAAAAUUAGAUAA